This is a messenger RNA of Periophthalmus magnuspinnatus, 1318 nucleotides long. RefSeq names its product mucin-2-like. NCBI's taxonomy places the organism in Eukaryota, Metazoa, Chordata, Actinopteri, Gobiiformes, Gobiidae. The transcript is spliced from 11 exons. The coding region runs from base 294 to 1022 and encodes 242 amino acids. The record is from RefSeq and is a predicted model, not a curated record.
CAACCUAACUACCACCCCACCCAAGUGUUUAACCUUCGUCAUACCUUCCCAAAAUAACACUCAAAAUCCACAAAUCAUGCAUUCUUGUACGUAGGAUUCCUGAGAUUUCCAGAUUCUUGCAUUAGUCUCCCACCCUCUUUACGUCAGGGAGGGAAGCCAGUGUAUUUCCACCCUCUUUAUCUGAAGGAAGUGCCAAAAUAAGCCACGGGCCAGUGCAGCCGCAGUGCCCAAGUCUGGACACCUUUCCUACUGGUCACUCGGAGGAAGAAGGUUUUUAGGACCACAGCUUCAAAAUGACCACGAAUACUGUACGGGGGGCCGUGCUGCUGCUGCUAGCGUCUGUCCACGUGUUCAGACCAGUGUCUUCAGAUUCAUCAUCUGUACAAGCCCCAGAAAUACCUAAUCCUGUUGUAAGUGAAAACACAACCACUCCAGCUUCAACGACCCCUGGACCAAUGAGCCCGGACAGAGUCGUACAAUCUACACCUAACGUGAGCACAAAUCUGAAAACGGAGCCUCGCCGAUCCACCACAGCAAUGCCCAAAACCACAGUAGAAGCGAUACCGACGAACGCGACGGCGGCGGCGGAUAACGACGUGAACGCGACACAAACGGAGACGCAGCAGGUUAAUGGCACUUUAACUUCUGCUCUACAGCCUCCAGAUAAUUCCACAGAUCAGAGGGUGUCGCAGUUUCUGUUCACUACUCCUGGACCUGUAAACCCCAAAACAAAAGCCCCGAACGUAACGAUGACUGUUCACACGAAAAACACCACACACCCGACCCCUUCCCCGAUAUCUGACAAGAGACUGUGGUGGAUCCUGUUGGCGGCUCUUUUGGUGGUUGCUGCUGUCGCCAUAGUUCUGUACUUCAAAUCCAAGAAGGUCGCGGAUCACACAGACACGAUCGACAUUGGCACCGAGAACGCUUCGUUCCAGAGUCGUCCUGAAAGUACCAAAGAUGGCGUCAUGCUGCUGGGGGUGAAGUCGUCAGGAGCAGACGAGAACGCUGCAGCCAGAUAAAACCUCAAGUUUGGAGCCCGUGUCCCGCCCGUGUGACUGCCCCGCUCACUCUGCACCAACAAAACCACUUAGGCGUCUCCAGUACUGUCCACUUUUUUACUUUUUAUGUGGUUUUUUUUUUUUUUUUAAAUAGUGAAACUUUUAAAAUUUUGGUUUGACAAAAAAAUUGAAAAUGCAAAACGACAAAUGAAUUUCUCGUGUUCUUGAAAAUAUGUUUGAAACCCCAGAUAUUUGUACAGCCUCACGUCAGGUGCACUGGAUGUAAUAAAUCACGAUCACGUUUUUAAAUGUUCUUU